UAAAGUGCUUGUAAUUCAUUAGGUAACUAGUACCCUAUAAUUGUAUUAUUAAACAAAUUUCUUAAAAUUGUAGAGAAAAAAAAAUAUUUUUUAAUUUUUUAUAAGUCAAAAAUUAGAAAAUAGUAUUUGUAUACUUAAUAAAUAAUAAAACAACAAAAAAAAUUUAUAUAUUAAUAAUAAUGGCAGUUCAAUCACCUAUUGAAAUAUCAAAUCGUGAAAUUGAACAUAAAGAUGAUAUUGAACCAUUAGAAUAUCAUGGUUAUUGGGAACCAAUUGGUACAGCAUUAUUAGAAAAUACUGGUUUAACAGUAUUAAUAACAUUUCGUGGUAAAAAAUUUCAACCAUAUAUAAUGGGUGGUAUAUUAAAUAAUAAUGAAAAAUAUAUAUUUGAACAAUUACAUUUUCAUUGGGCUGAUCAUGAUGAAUCCGGUUGUGAACAUACAUUAGAAGGUAUAAAAUAUUCAAUGGAAGCACAUGUUGUACAUUAUAAUUCAAAAUAUGAUAAUUUUGAUAUUGCAAAAAAUAAAAAUGAUGGUUUAUUAGUUGUUGCAUUUUUUAUACAAGCAUGUGGUGAUAAAGAAUGUAAAGAAUUUCGUAAAAUAACAGCUGGUAUUGAUAGAGUACAAAAAGUUUAUACAAGGACUUCAUUAGAUCCAGAUUGCCUCUCUUGGAUUGGUUUACAAGAAUUAAGUAAACAUUAUUAUACAUAUAAGGGAUCAUUAACUACAGCACCAUAUUUUGAAAGUGUUACAUGGAUAAUUUAUCGUACACCAAUCUAUGUUUCUAAAGGACAAGUUGCAAGUUUUCGCAAUUUACAAUCAUGUCCAAGAGAUGAGAAUAAACGUAUUGUAAACAACUAUCGUGAAAUACAAAAGCCAACAAAACAACCGGAAGUAAUUUUUGCAAGAAAUAUUGUAAAAAAAUCGAAAUUAUAAUCUAUUAAUAUAAAAUAUUAACACAAAUUUUUUCUAAAUAAAUUUUAAAGAUUCUGU
This is a messenger RNA of Condylostylus longicornis, 992 nucleotides long. It is a transcript of the gene CAH3, whose product is annotated as carbonic anhydrase 2. NCBI's taxonomy places the organism in Eukaryota, Metazoa, Arthropoda, Insecta, Diptera, Dolichopodidae. The transcript is spliced from 3 exons. The coding region runs from base 180 to 935 and encodes 251 amino acids. Gene Ontology annotation, cellular component: cytoplasm. The record is from RefSeq and is a predicted model, not a curated record. Gene Ontology annotation, molecular function: carbonate dehydratase activity; zinc ion binding.